This is a messenger RNA of Colletotrichum spaethianum, 1083 nucleotides long. RefSeq lists its product as uncharacterized. The record is from RefSeq and is a predicted model, not a curated record. Bases 1 to 1083 code for a protein of 360 amino acids. NCBI's taxonomy places the organism in Eukaryota, Fungi, Ascomycota, Sordariomycetes, Glomerellales, Glomerellaceae. Gene Ontology annotation, molecular function: carbon-oxygen lyase activity, acting on phosphates. The transcript is spliced from 3 exons.
AUGAUCAGUCCGUCGCAACUCAGCCCUGGGGCUCACGACGCCGCCGUCUCGGCUGCGAAUCCGCUGCUCCGGAUUCUUGGGUCUUUGUGGGGGUUGCUCGCACCAAAGCGAAUCCGCCUCGAAGAUGAUCUAGCAAAGACGCCGGCAAGGCUGGCCUCUCUCGUCAAGCCCAUUUGCACAGACAUGCUGCAGGAGCUGCACUAUCCUGGGGUUCCACAGCUCAAGAAGGAGUCGGUCGAAGCGCUCCUGAAAUACAUGUACAAGAGGGCUGUCGACAUUGGCUAUCCCCUCGACACCCCCGUCUCCGCAAAAGCGUUCCGCUUGGAAGUGCAGGGUUUCGUCGGGCUCUUCACAUGGCUCGUUGUCCAAUACGAUGACAUUGUCGGUCAGAACGACGAAAUGGCCGAAGCCCAGCUCUUCCAGGAGCGGUUUUUCAAAGGCGAGACUCAGCCUAACGCCAUGCUGGAGGGUCUAGCGUGCCUGAUGCGGGAAGCUCCUAGCCUGUUUGACCCUGUCAUGGCCAACUUGCUGCAAAUAUCGACCCUCAAGUUCUUAACGUGUAACUUGCUGGAGCGCCACGAAGGCUUCCGCAACAUGACUGUUACGCGCGCGGGUGUCAAGUUCCCGGACUUCCUUAGAGACUUGUCGGGCAUCAAUGUGGCUUACGCCGUAUUCUGCUUCCCCAAGGCCCAAUACCCUGACGUUGGGCAAUACCUGGAAGCCAUCCCUGACAUGGCCAGGUUUAUCGACAUUUCGAACGACGUCAUGUCUUUCUACAAGGAGGAGCUCAGCGGCGACACAAGAAAUUACGUACACAACCGUGCAAUGGCAACCGGGAGGCCAGUGCUCACUGAACUCGAGGACGUUAAGAACGAGGUGGUAGGAGCCGCAAACAGAGCUUCAGCAAUCCUUAAGGGACGCGGCAAAUACGAACAAUCUCUCCACGAGAGUGUCCGAGGCUUGUUGGCGAUGCACACAACAAACCCCAGAUACAAGUUGAAAGACUUUGGCUUGGCUGAGGAGCAUCCCCUGGCCCCAUUCGAAGACAAGAUUGGUGAGCUGUUUGACCGCAUGAAGGCAUGA